UAAACAGGUUAGACGGGUUGUUCCCAUCAACAAUAAUAUAACAAGGAAGUUUCAUAGCAGCACUAGUAAUGCUUCCAAUAACUCUUCUCGUCUAAUCAACAAGGUGAUUGAAAACACCUGCUAUACAUUACUUUUGUAAAGAAACAUGAGCAGUAUACUUCCCAGCAUGCAGUGUUUUGUAUCCUGCAGUUUGAUGACUUGUUUCAAGAUUAAAUACAAAUGAGUCAGUUCAUCCACCAAUGCUGACGUCAAAGUAUAAAUCAGAUGACUUGAAUUGUCUGUUGCCACACCUGUUGACAAAAAUGUUGCAGAGCCCUGUAGCGUUUUACUUCCUCGUGUUUUCAGUGCAAGAUUCCUUCCCUUUGUCUAACUUGUCUCUCCUCAGAUGCCACCAUGCCCGUUCACAGAUUCUUCUUUUUUGCUCUUUCUGCUCCUUUGAUGUUCAAGAGCUGUGCAGCUUGCCAAGAGAUAAAAGUAUUUUCUCCAGACUAAGAGACUACCGGUGAAGACCUGCAGCUCAGACAUGAAGCGCUCCGCUCUCAUAAUCCUGAUGAUCAACAGCUUGUGUGCCUUUUCACAAAUUCCCAAUGAAUUUGACUAUGUUGUGGGCUGCUUUGAAAAUGAGAAAACUGAAGCUCAGUAUGAGUUUAAUGGAGAGGAGCUUCUGUACGUGGACUUUGACAGAAAGGAGAUUGUUUACACUGUACCCAGAUUUGUUAUUGACGACCCAAGCAAGCUAUUUGAUCAUAUGAAAGUAUUUCAGAAUGCUAAGAAAAACAAGGUCGCAUGUUCAACAAUUCUUACAAUCUUCAAAGCGGAGGAGAAAAAUCCACCAGAAGAAAAGGACCCCCCUCAGAGCAUCCUCUACACUUCAGAAGAAGUCCAGUUGGAAGUUGAAAACACCCUCAUCUGCUUUGUGAAUCAUUUCUUCCCACCUGAUAUCAACGUCAGCUGGACCAGAAACGGCCACCUGGUGUCCGAGGGGCAGUCACUCAGUCGAUAUUAUCCCAAUAACGACCACAGCUUCCACCAGUUCACCACCCUGACCUUCACACCAAAGAAGGGAGAUGUUUACAGCUGUACUGUUGAACACUCAGCUUUGGACAGGCCGAUAACAAAGAGCUGGGAACCUGAAUUCAGUCAUCCCAGUCUUGGACCAGAUGUUUACUGUGGAGUGGGCCUGACUCUGGGCUUGGUGGGAGUCGCAGCUGGAACUUUUCUAAUGGUUAAGGGACACCAUAGACAGUAAUUUAGAAGAUACACAUGAAACCUAUGAUGAUGCUGCACAGGCAUUUUACACACAAAAAUAAUUUUUUAGUGCACUAUUAUUCAUCUUUUAAACUGUGACUUGGCUUGAGAGAGGUUUGACAAGUAGGCCUGCUGUGACCUAAUGAAGAAUUAAAUAAAUGAAGAUUAAAUAAUCAGUUUGCAAAUGCAUUGUUCCAACACAUUACCUAAACACACACGUGGCCACACCUUAAUACCCUGUACGGAUGCUAGAUUAUGUUCUACUUCUUAAGAGAGUCACGUUUUAUGGAAUAAAUAACGUAUUCUCAAAUUACAUUUGACUUCUAAAAUAAGGGACUUUAAACUAAACUUCUCCACCACAAGACACACAAUUAAAAUGCCAUUGUAUACAAUAAUUCAAUAUAUAAUAGUAUAUACUGAUAUAGCUCACUAUUCUACUGCAUAAUAACUACUUGACUGUUGACCAUUUAAAUAUUGUGUUCUGAUAAGACCUAUUUGUUCUCAAGUAACAUCUUAAAUGCAGAUAUUUUACUUUGUAUUGUAGCAUUAUGACAAUAUCUGAACGUCAAUAAACCUGUUAAAAUGCUAAACAUUA
This is a messenger RNA of Pseudoliparis swirei, 1843 nucleotides long. RefSeq names its product H-2 class II histocompatibility antigen, A-U alpha chain-like. Gene Ontology annotation, biological process: peptide antigen assembly with MHC class II protein complex; immune response; immunoglobulin production involved in immunoglobulin-mediated immune response. NCBI's taxonomy places the organism in Eukaryota, Metazoa, Chordata, Actinopteri, Perciformes, Liparidae. Bases 524 to 1249 code for a protein of 241 amino acids. The record is from RefSeq and is a predicted model, not a curated record. Gene Ontology annotation, cellular component: membrane; MHC class II protein complex. Gene Ontology annotation, molecular function: MHC class II protein complex binding. The transcript has 5 exons.